UAAUCUGAAAAGACAAAUUUGAAAAAAAUGAAUACUAUUAAAGAGGAUUUCGAGUAUUACGGACAACCCUUAGCAACGUCGAGUUUUGUGCAAGAAAACACAAAAUCUUCGCAAGUAACAAUGCAAGCUUAUCAAGAUACGAGUAUGGACUGGGAUAUGGAAACCAGAUUCCAUGGCUUGGUGAAGCGAAGAAUUUCAUUUUGGGAAGGUCAAAACGAGAAAAAAGAUGAUGACGGAGACGUUUGCAAAAUAAAUAUUCCACUUAAGAGAAAAAUAAAUUGGACUGAAUCUGGAAUUUGCAGAGAUAGAAGUUCAGUUUCUUCUGGAUUAGGCAGUAGUAAAGGAUCUGUGUUGUCUGCAGGUUCGAUUAGAAGCAUUAAAGAAUCUGUGCCGUCUGCAGGAUCGAUCAGUAGCAGUAAAGAGUCAGUGUCGUCUGCAGUAUCGAGUAGCAACACUAAAGAUUCUAUGUCGUCUGCAGGAUCUAUCAGUAGCAGUAAAGAGUCUUUGUCGUCUGCAGGAUCGAGUAGUGGCAGUAAAGACUCUGUUUCGUGUACAGGAUCAAGCAGUGGGAUAUGCAGUGAGACUGGAUAUGAAGCAACUACAACAGAUUCUGAAGAACAGAAUGUUCUAAAAAAUGAUGAAAGUAAUGAAGAGAAUAGCAAGGCUCAUCAAAAUACUCUGGCUGAGGAUGUAAUUCUGGAAACCGAGGAAGAGCAGAAUAGAGAAACUGAAGAAAGUGAGUCAAUCAUCAGUAGUGAGGAAAGCACUAACGACCAUUAUUUUUCGGUUAACCCAAGCUCGUCAUUCGCGCAUUCUUUGAGAAACUUUCGUGAAAAUGCUGUUGGGAGUGUCAUUGAGCUGUUAGUCACCUACUUUUUGGGACGCUCCAUUGUACUCUUCAUAUGGUCAGCAUUCACAUCCGAUUGA
Harmonia axyridis is the source of this 927-nucleotide messenger RNA. RefSeq lists its product as uncharacterized. The record is from RefSeq and is a predicted model, not a curated record. The transcript is spliced from 2 exons. Bases 28 to 927 code for a protein of 299 amino acids. Lineage: Eukaryota; Metazoa; Arthropoda; Insecta; Coleoptera; Coccinellidae.